This is a messenger RNA of Urocitellus parryii (Arctic ground squirrel), 1311 nucleotides long. RefSeq names its product acid phosphatase 1 (gene Acp1). Gene Ontology annotation, cellular component: cytoplasm. Gene Ontology annotation, biological process: protein dephosphorylation. Gene Ontology annotation, molecular function: acid phosphatase activity; non-membrane spanning protein tyrosine phosphatase activity. Lineage: Eukaryota; Metazoa; Chordata; Mammalia; Rodentia; Sciuridae. The record is from RefSeq and is a predicted model, not a curated record.
CAUGCGCUGCGUCGGGACGUACGCCGACGCGGCCGCUGGGCGCGAGUGUCUGCGUUUGAAGAUGGCGGAGAAUGGUCCUAAGUCCGUGCUGUUCGUGUGUUUGGGUAACAUUUGUCGGUCACCUAUCGCAGAAGCAGUUUUCAGAAAACUUGUAACUGAUCAAAACGAUUUAGACAACUGGAGGAUAGACAGUGCAGCCACAUCUACCUAUGAAUGGACCAUUGACAGCGGUGCUGUUUCCGACUGGAACGUGGGCCGGGCCCCGGACCCGAGAGCCGUGAACUGCCUAAGAAAUCAUGGCAUUAGCACAGCCCAUAAGGCAAGACAGGUGACCAAAGAAGAUUUGGCCACAUUUGACUAUAUAUUGUGUAUGGAUGAAAGCAACCUGAGAGAUUUGAAUAGAAAAAGUAAUCAAGUUAAAAACUGCAAAGCUAAAAUUGAACUGCUUGGAAGCUAUGAUCCACAGAAACAACUCAUUAUUGAAGAUCCCUAUUACGGGAACGAUGCUGACUUUGAAGUGGUGUACCAGCAGUGUCUCAGGUGCUGCAAAGCCUUCCUGGAGAAGGCCCACUAGGACCACCUGCCCGCUACCAGCUGGGGACUCUCCCUAUCCACGUUCUGCAUCCUCAUCCUGUGCUCCGGUGUACUGCCACUCCUUUGACCCAGGCCCUGCCUGCCCCUUCAGCUGACUGUUGUCUCUGACCUGACCUGACCUGACAGAUCAUUGUAGGUGGAAACCAGCUGUGUCUACAGAAGAAUCAAUAAAAAUGUUGGACUCAAAGACAGUUUGUAGGGUGCAGUGAGAGUUCUUAGACUAGUGGAGCCUUCUCUUUGCCCUGAUUAUGCUAGUGGAGUGAGCAGAGAGAAAAACAGCCCCAACCACUAAGUACGCACACCUGAAGGCCCAGGUUAGUCUCUGUGCCCAGUAAGGUUGGAUGGCCUGGUCUCCCUGCAGUGAUUGUGUGUGGCUGGCCAGUGCCUACAGGGCACCUGUGCUCAUCUGUGUAUUCAGAGUCACAGUGACCUUGUCCAUAGCGGCUCUCCAUGGCUGCAGCAAGUGUUUUAGCUCACACACACACAGUGCACAUGAUAGGAGACAGACCGAUGGGAUUGAUCUUUAGCACCUUUAGUAUUUGUUGGUUUUUGUCUGAUUUAUUUCACAAAGUCAGCUUAUUUGCUCUCAUUUGAGCCACUUUGUAUCCAAAAAUUUAAUUAUAUCUGGAAAGGACACUUGUAUGCUAUGUAUCCUAUGGUUGGUCGAGGGGUAUGUUUGUUUUAUAUGCACAGGUGACUCAAAUGUAAAUUGGCUUA